Messenger RNA from Ramularia collo-cygni, 1257 nucleotides. RefSeq names its product probable phosphoglycerate kinase. Lineage: Eukaryota; Fungi; Ascomycota; Dothideomycetes; Mycosphaerellales; Mycosphaerellaceae. The record is from RefSeq and is a predicted model, not a curated record. The transcript is spliced from 2 exons. Bases 1 to 1257 code for a protein of 418 amino acids. Gene Ontology annotation, cellular component: cytosol. Gene Ontology annotation, biological process: glycolytic process; gluconeogenesis. Gene Ontology annotation, molecular function: ATP binding; ADP binding; phosphoglycerate kinase activity.
AUGUCUCUUACCAGCAAGCUCGCAAUCACCGACGUCGACCUCAAGGACAAGCGCGUCCUUAUUCGGGUCGACUUCAACGUCCCGCUCGACAAGGAGCAGAAGAUCACCAACACCCAGCGUAUCGCCGRUGCCGUACCAACGAUCAAGUAUGCCAUCGAGAAGGGUGCCAAGGCAGUGAUCCUCAUGUCACACCUUGGCCGUCCAGAUGGCUCCCCAAACCCAAAGUACUCCCUGWAGCCCGUGGUCCCUGAGCUCGAGAAGCUCCUUGGUACCAAGGUCGCCUUCACCGAUGACUGUGUUGGUCCAGAGGCCGAGAAGGUCGUGAACGGCACUUCAAACGGUGGAGUCGUGCUGCUCGAGAACCUGCGUUUCCACGCUGAGGAGGAGGGCUCGUCCAAGGACAAGGAGGGUAACAAGCAGAAAGCGGACAAGGCAGAGGUUGAGAAGUUCCGCAAGGGCCUCACUGCUCUAGGAGACGUCUACAUCAACGAUGCGUUCGGCACUGCUCACCGUGCACACAGCUCCAUGGUUGGUGUUGACCUCCCACAAAAGGCGUCUGGYUUCCUCGUCAAGAAAGAGCUCGAGUACUUCGCCAAGGCAUUGGAGAACCCACAGCGUCCUUUCCUUGCCAUCUUGGGAGGAGCCAAGGUGUCGGACAAGAUUCAGCUGAUCGAGAACAUGCUUGACAAGGUCAACGCGUUGAUCAUCUGCGGUGGAAUGGCAUUCACAUUCAAGAAAGUUCUUGACAACAUGAAGAUUGGCAACUCUCUUUUCGACGAGCCUGGCUCGAAGAAGGUCAAGGAGUUGGUUGAGAAGGCGAAGAGCAAGGGUGUGGAAAUCACCCUUCCAGUGGACUACAUUACCGCAGACAAGUUCGACGCAAACGCGAAGACUGGCUACGCCACGGACGAGUCCGGCAUCGAAGACGGCUGGAUGGGUCUGGACUGUGGUGACAAGAGCAUCGAGCUAUACAAGAAGGCGAUCGAGAAGGCGCAGACUAUCCUCUGGAACGGCCCCGCAGGUGUGUUUGAGUUCAAGGCGUUCGAGAAGGGCACGCGGGCCACCAUGGACGCUGCUGUCGAGGCUGCCGCAAAGGGCAAGAUUGUCAUCAUCGGAGGAGGUGACACGGCUACCGUUGCCGCCAACUACGGAGUCGAGGACAAGCUCAGCCAUGUGUCUACCGGUGGCGGUGCCAGCUUGGAGCUCCUCGAGGGCAAGGACUUGCCUGGUGUGUCUGCUCUAUCAGAGAAGUCGUGA